Messenger RNA from Copidosoma floridanum, 1866 nucleotides. Its product is annotated as SH2 domain-containing protein 3C. Gene Ontology annotation, molecular function: guanyl-nucleotide exchange factor activity; phosphotyrosine residue binding. The record is from RefSeq and is a predicted model, not a curated record. Gene Ontology annotation, biological process: positive regulation of peptidyl-serine phosphorylation; small GTPase-mediated signal transduction. NCBI's taxonomy places the organism in Eukaryota, Metazoa, Arthropoda, Insecta, Hymenoptera, Encyrtidae.
GACACGGUCUCCGACGGCAGCAGCUACAGUCCUCGAAUGACCAUGUCGCAGGAGACGAGCGAAGAGGUGGCGCGAAAGUUGCUGGAGCGCGAGUUACGGCUGUUCGAUUUGAUCGACCCGCGGGACCUGCGCUCGUACGCCUGGUACCACGGGAGCACGCUGCCCGGGGGCCGCAAGGGCGCUGAGGCCGAGAUACCCUGUGACGGCGACUUUCUCGUACGAGACUGUACGAGCCAGCCGGGAAAUAGCUACGUACUCAGCGUCAGGCACAAGGGUCAGCCCCUUCACUUUGUCAUCAACAAGCUGGUUCUACAACCAAACACGGUGUACGAGCGCGUGCAGUAUCAAUUCGAGGACGAGCCCUUCGACACGGUUGCAGACCUAAUAACCUUCUACGUGGGCAGUAAGCGGCCCAUCAGCCAGGCCAGCGGUGCCCGCAUCGUCCAUCCAAGGCCCCGUCGGCUGCCCCUCUCCGUAACCUCUGCUUCCAACUGUUUCGGUUUCCCCAGGGCAAGCUCGUCCACAUCCUCCUCCUCCUCCUCCUCCUCCUCCUCCUCCUCUACCAUAUCAACGGCGAUACGCUCGCCACCCCGGGUGCCCCGCAAAAAGGAGCGCAGCAACUCGUUGAGCGUUUGCCAGCAUUACCAGAGCCCACCCCCGCCCCAGCUGGUGCAUACCCUACACCGGGUGCAACAGUCGAGCACGUUGCCGAGGCUACCGGCGGCCCACCACCACCAUAAUCACCAGUUACCCACGGUCAGUUGUUCCCUGUCCCUGGGCCGUCAGCGAAUCACCAGGGUCGUGUCCGAUCCCGCGCUCAAGUUCCAGCAACUCCAGCUCCACCAUCACCACCAACAACUUUUACGGGCACCCGGGGAGGAGGAGGAGCCUCAUUAUCAGUCGCCUCGUAAUAACUCUCGGGUUCUCGAUGCCAGCGAGGAGCCACCGCCUAAACCACCAAGGGCGCCCCGGCAAAUGAAGCCACCCCUGCCCCAUCGACCGUUGACUACGGCUUCGGGCAGCGACAGCGGCAACGGCUCCGGGGACAGCGAAUUCGAGGCAAAUUGUUCCUCUUUUCAGCCGGCGAUGAAGGACAUCGUCGCGCGAAGCUGCCACAAUCAAGCGAAGCAGGCCCUCGGACUCGGCCAUCAUCUCGACAUCAAGCAGUGGGAGGAGCUCGAGCGCAAGAUCGUCAGCGAGACGACGGCCGUGCCUAGUAGCCUCGACAUACCCUCGGUCCUUGACGACGAGAACUUUGUCACCCUGCUGUUGCCCACUGCUGCCGAGCACAAGCCCCUCGAUGCCACCGCCCUCAGGGCCGUCACGGCCAUGCUAUACGAAACCGCCUCCCGAGUCGUGGCCGCUCACCUCACCAAGAUCGACGUGGACAUGCUUCUCAAGACGUACGUGGAGGGGGACGCGAGUAGCCUGCGCUGCGGCCUAGAGCUCCUGGCGAUGCCGCACGCCCGCCAGACUCGGCUGGACGUGAUUGAGCGCACCGAAUGCCUCAAGCUGCUUGUCGCGGUUACGAUACUUACUUGCUGCACGCCGGCCGAGCGGGCCUCGACAAUAGCGCGCUGGAUCCAGGUUGCCAUUGACACAAAGACCGCCCUCGGCAAUCUCUACGGUUUUGGUUCCAUAAUGCUCGCCCUCUGUCUACCUCAGGUACAAAGGCUUGCCGAGACCUGGCAUCUUCUCAGGCAAAAGCACACCGACGAGGCUUUUACCUUCGAGGCCAAGCUCAGGCCGACCCUUCGCGCCAUGAACGAGUGCACCGAUCCCCAGGCUCCCAACACUACCGUGCCCCACGUCCUGCCCAUAGCCCUCCUCAACGAACGCACCCACGACGAUGUCAGAGGUACAUAA